Messenger RNA from Penicillium cataractarum, 1740 nucleotides. RefSeq lists its product as uncharacterized. Gene Ontology annotation, cellular component: vacuolar membrane. The coding region runs from base 1 to 1740 and encodes 579 amino acids. The transcript is spliced from 3 exons. Gene Ontology annotation, biological process: protein localization to vacuole. The record is from RefSeq and is a predicted model, not a curated record. NCBI's taxonomy places the organism in Eukaryota, Fungi, Ascomycota, Eurotiomycetes, Eurotiales, Aspergillaceae.
AUGGCACUCAUUCAGAUAUCCCUGAUUUGGGCCGUGUAUGCGCUUGUGGUAGCUAUGUUGCUUGCAGUGGCUUCUGUGUUUGUUCAUAUUUACCAAACUCCUCGGGAUCGUUAUCCAUCUGUGACUUUUACAUGCGUCAUCGCGAUCACCAGUCUUCUUGCGACGGUGCUUGUUCUGCCGGUGGAUGUGGCGCUUGUUUCAUCGACAACCUCGUCCAAGCUUGGCCAGCGGAAAGACUGGGCUACACAGGAUGAGGUUGACAAAAUAACCUCCUCCUUGACAGUCGUGUAUUAUUUCCUGUAUUCGUUGGAUGCAGUGCUUUGUCUCCUGGGAAUCCCAUUUGCAUAUUUCUGGUAUGAUGGAUAUGAUGAGGUGGCGACAGAAACAGGUCAGCAAACGGUUGGGCAGCGGCUUUGGGGGGCCCUCAAGUACACCAUGUCAUUCGUUACUAUUGCGAUUAUCCUGUUCGUUGUCGGAUUUUUCGUCCCAGUGUCGAGGAACAAGAAUGGCAUGGAGCUGGAUUACUUCAAGAAACUAUUGACUGAGAAUCAUGGGGAACGUGCUCUGACUUUUGCCCUUGGGGUGCUGAUGACCAUCGGAAUCUGCCUCUAUGUCCUAUAUACCUCCGCGGGUCUCGCUCUCUUCCCAAUCAGCUUGAUCAAGACCGCCCCAUCAAUCUCCAACCCGCGCUUGCGAGCCAGUACGGCAGUACAGCUCGAGACAAAUCGUGAGCGGCAACGUCAGUUGGAAGGACGUUGCGGAGGGAACCCCGAUAUCCUAUCGUCCAAUGAUCGCAGGGAGCUCGAUACUCUUGCACGGGAGGAGAGGACGCUUAUUCAGCGACAACGCCUGGUAGAAGAAGCUCAGGGCGAAGGUUGGAGCUGCUUGGUGAGGGUAUGGUUCAAGAUCGAAGCGAUUUGCCGUCCCUUUAAGCUUCUGGGUGGCAUUCUACUACUUUUGGUCGCGUCCAUUACAUGGGUAUCUAUGCUUUUGACUUCAGUUGACAAAGCAAAAAACUCGAUCUGCAAGAUCCUUUGUGGAUAUAUCCUCGGACACGUCAAUUUUUUCAAUCCCGUUAACUGGGCUCUUGUCCAAUCUGCCAACAUCUUUCCCGUUGACUAUGCUAUUUUCACCGUGCUUGUGCUUUUUUUCUUCUGCAGUUCUAUUGCCGGGAUUGCUGCAGUGGGAAUCCGCUUCUUGUGGAUCAGAAUCUUCCAAAUCCGACAGGGGCACACGUCUCCCCAGGAUCUACUCCUAGCGACCGCUAUGUUGAUGCUGAUCAUCUUAGCGUUGAAUUAUUCAAUUUCGAUGGUAGUUGCUCCGCAGUACGCAACAUUCGGGCCACAAACUUUCUGUGAUCAUGCUCCUGGGCCGCCGCUGGACCAGCCGGACUGCUCAAACAAUAAAGAUAUUAUCAGACCGUGCUCGGAACUGGCAGACAGCCCCGCAGCACAGCGAGUCUGCACACCCAGUAUUGGCAGCACCUUCCUUAAUCGCGUCACGCUGAAUGUUCCUUUCUUCGGCGCCGUGUUCUUUUGGGCCCAAUUCCUCUUUCUCGGCUUUUCUCUUGUCACCUUUCUCACGUCUCUGUUACGCGCCCCGAACUUGGGCGAGAGGCAGUUCGACGAAGAUGCCGAGGAGCAUGAGGAGGAAGGAUUAUUGGCUAGCACUAGAAGACGGUUUAAUGCCAACUGGCAGGACAUCACUGGGAGGGCAAGCGGGAAUGGCUCUGAUGGCUGA